Molecule: messenger RNA, 749 nt
Organism: Pieris rapae (cabbage white)
Lineage: Eukaryota; Metazoa; Arthropoda; Insecta; Lepidoptera; Pieridae
Product: ERC protein 2-like
Exons: 6
Coding region: 60-749 (229 amino acids)
Source: RefSeq, a predicted model, not a curated record
UAAAGACAACUGAAUUUUUACUUCACUAACACGUUUCAUUAUAUAAAAACUAAUUAAACAUGCUUUCUCCAGAGGAUCAACAGUUUAAAAUAUACAUGUUAAAAGCGGGCUUGGAUGAAACUAAAAAUGCGUUACUGUCGCAGACAGACGUUCUCCUUUCCAUUGAGGAAGAUAGUGAGCAACUGAGUGAAGAGAACAAAAAAGUUUUACGAGAAUUGCAUACCUUAAAUGCUAAACUGGAAAGUAUGAAACUAGAAAACGUCCGUCUCUCGGCCAAGAGGAUCAUAAUUAUGAAAGAGUGCGAAGAAGCUACAACUUGUCUGGAACGAACAAAAGAAAAGCGAGAUUUGUUACUUCAACAGAUAAAAGAUGAGCUAACUAAUUCGGAAAUUAUGUUACGCCAAUAUGAGGAUCAACUCUUUGAGAUUGCAGAGAAAUACAGAAAGACCCCGGUAUUUGGUAAUGAAGAAGCCAUAAAAACAGAAACGGAGAAGAUGAAAAUAACUAUAUCUGAACUCGAGAACGAGGAAGCUAAGCAUCAGAACAUAGUCCAACUCUUGCAGCGUGAAUUGGACAGUUUUGGGACUACUAUACCUGAAGAUAUAUUUGAUAUUGUCGGCAAACGUGAUUUGGAGGAGAAAAUUAACGCAUUAAACGCUGAAGUCGAGGCCUUGACAAAGAAGAAUGAUAAUCUCUUACCUUGCCACGGCAACAUUGCUCUAUUCCUUGAACAAAACACCAAUCAAUAA